CAGAGAUGGCCGCCGAGUGGACUGACUUGCCUUGAAAGUGACUUUGCUGCCCGUGUAGAAAAACAACAGUUUGCGUCCUGGCCAGCAGUUCUCGCGAUGUCCCUCGAUGUUUCCGGUGUUGUGAAUCUGUCUGGUAAAGAUGGCGCUCAGCAUCCGAGGCCGUCCUAUCCGAAGUAUACGGAUGCGAGGUCGAAAUGACAGUGGCGAGGAAAAUGUACCACUCGAUCUCAUGAGAGACCCAUCCGAGAACAUGCGAGAUAUCCUCCAGAAUGUGGCCAAACAGCAGGGAGUCUCGAACAUGCGCAAACUCGGCCACCUGAACAACUUUGUCAAGCUGCUCUGCAAUGUCGGGCUUUCAGAGGAAAAGUUUGGCUUCACCUAUGAAGAAAUUAUCAUCUGCCUAAGGUUGGCUCUGCUUAAUGAGGCUAAGGAGGUGCGGGCGGCUGGUCUGCGUGCUCUCCGCUACCUCAUCAGAGACAGCACUAUACUCAAGAAAGUUCUGCGGCUCCAGGUGGAUUACCUGAUUGCCAGAUGCAUUGACAUCCAGCAGAGUAACGAGGUGGAACGCACACAAGCUCUCCGACUGGUGAGAAAGAUGAUCACUGUGAACGCCCUGCUGUUCCCAAGCUCAGUCACAAACUCCCUCAUGGCCGUGGGCAACGACGGUCUCCAGGACCGUGACCGUAUGGUUCGCGCCUGCAUCGCCAUUAUCUGUGAACUUGCACUGGAGAACCCAGAGAUUGUGGCUAAGAGGGGUGGUCUCAGUACCAUCCUGAAGAACGUAAUCGACUGUCAGCUCAGUCGCAUCAAUGAGGCUCUGAUGACCACCAUCCUGCACCUGCUCAACCACCCACACACACGGCAAUACGUUCGAUCGGAGGUGGAACUUGAGCAAAUCCUGGCACCUUACACUGACUUUCACUACAGACACAAUCCAGACACAUCAGAGAGUCAACUCAAGGAAGACAGGGAGGCUCGAUUUCUGUCCAGUAAGAUGUCAAUUGUUGCUUCCUUUCGCUCCUGGUCAGGCAUCAUUAACCUCUGCAAGUCAGGCAACUCUGGAAUCCAGUCUCUCAUUGGUCUGCUGUGUAUACCAAAUAUGGAAGUGAGGCAAGGUCUGCUGGAGGUGAUGUAUGAUAUAUUCAGGCUCCCUGUUCCUGUGAUGACACAAGAUUUUAUAGAAGCUCUUCUCAGUGUGGAUCCCAGUAGGUUUCAGGACAGCUGGAGACUGUCAGAUGGUUUUGUAGCCUCAGAAGCAAAAAUUAUACUUCCCCAUAGAGCACGGUCCAGACCUGAUUUGAUGGAUAACUAUCUCGCCUUGCUACUUUCUGCCUUCAUCCACAGUGGACUUUUAGAGGGUCUGGUUGAAGUGAUUACCAGCAGCGAUGAUAGCAUUUCAGUUCGCACAACCAUCCUCUUAGGAGAGCUCCUGCACAUGGCCAACACCAUUCUCCCUCACUCCCACAGUCACCACCUGCACUGCCUGCCCACUCUUAUGAACAUGGCUGCUUCUUUUGAUAUUUCUCAGGAGAAAAGACUACGGGCAAGCGCUGCAGUGAAUUACUUGAACCGAUUUCACGAGAAGAAGAAACGAGGCCCCAAACCUAGUAGUCUUUACUUGGACCUCAUUAUUUGCAAAUCACUGGCUGCUCAUUACUUUAGGGACCAGCAUCUCAGACCCCAAAGAGACAUUUUUGUCAUUAAGGACACUGAGGAGGCCCUAAUGAUGAUCCUCAGAGACAGUCAAAUUCUCAAUCAUAAACAGAAUUUGGACUGGAACUGGGUCCUGAUCAGUACCAUAUUGAAGUGGCCCAGUGUCAACCUUCGGAACAACAAAGAUGAACAGAUGCACAGGUUUGUGCGAAGGCUUCUGUUCUUCUACAAGCCUAGCAGUAAGCUGUAUGCCAGCCUGGAGCUGGACCACAGCAAGGCCAAGCAGUUAACGGUGGUGGGCUGUCAGUUCAUUGAGUUCCUUCUAGAGUCCGAUGAGGAUGGGCAGGCGUAUCUUGAAGACCUGGUGAAGGACAUCGUGCAGUGGCUGUCCUUGUCCUCUGGACUCAAACCAGACCGUAGUCUGCAGAGCAAUGGCCUCCUCACCACCCUCAGCCAGCACUAUUUCCUCUUCCUGGGCACUCUUUCAGCCCACCCGCAGGGUGUUAAGAUGCUUGAGAAGUGCAGUGUCUUCCAAUGCCUGCUGAACUUGUGCUCCCUGAAGAAUCAGGACCAUCUUCUAAAGCUGAUUGUUUCCACACUGGACUACAGUCGUGAUGGCUUGGCACGAGUCAUUCUCUCAAAGAUCCUCACUGCUGCCACUGAUAACUGCAGACUGUAUGCCACCAAGCAUCUGCGGGUGCUACUCAGAGCCAAUGUAGAGUUCUUCAGCAACUGGGGUAUUGAACUGCUGGUGACACAGCUGCACGACCGCAACAAGGCCAUCUCAAUAGAGGCUUUGGACAUACUGGAUGAGGCCUGUGAAGACAAGGCAAAUCUUCAUGCUCUGAUUCAGAUGAAGCCAGCACUAACUCACCUGGGAGACAAGGGUGUGCUAUUGCUGCUAAGGUUCUUGUCCAUUCCAAAGGGGUUCUCCUAUCUAAAUGAGAGGGGGUAUGUCGCUAGACAACUCGAAAAGUGGCAGAAGGAAUACAACCUCAAGUAUGUGGACCUCAUAGAGGAACAGUUGAAUGAAGCUCUCACUACUUACCGUAAACCAGUGGAUGGAGAUAACUAUGUGCGACGGAGCAACCAAAGGUUACAAAGGCCAAAUGUUUAUCUUCCAGUGCAUUUAUAUGGACAACUUGUACAUGAUAAGACAGGCUGUCAUUUACUGGAAGCUCAGAAUGUAGUUCCAGAUCUGAGCUACACAGUGCGCUGCCCAGUGCUGGACAAAUGGGAGGGCAUCAAACAACUUAAGGCUGCACUUUGGGCCCUGGGAAACAUUGGCACUUCUAACUGGGGACUGAACCUCCUGCAGGAGGAGAAUGUGAUUCCAGACAUCGUCGCUCUUGCUCAUGACUGUGAGGUUCUGUCUAUUAGAGGGACAUGUCUUUAUGUUCUGGGACUCAUUUCGAAAACUAAGCAGGGUUGUGAGCUACUGAAACUGCAUGGCUGGGAUGCGGUCAGGCACAAUCGCAGGCAGCUUUGGCCAGUAGUGCCAGAUGAGGUGGAGCAGCAGCAGAACCUCCAGCAGCUGCAGCAGCAACAACAGCAGCAGCAGCCCCUCAUCCAGCUUUCUUCAGCUCCCAGCACCCUCAGCCUGAACUCUGAGUCCACCAGCUCCAGACACAACAGUGAGAGUGACUCCACUCAGCCUAGUAUGUACAUCCUGAAUGAUGAUAAAUUUGAAAGCUGUGAGCUUUCUGAGGACCAGCCACUGUACCUCAGGCCCAAACUUCUAAAGGACCUCAGUCCAUUUACCAUCCUGGCCUCCAGCCGCCUCGUCCGUAACCGCUUCCUGAUCUCGCUCUCUGGAAAAAAAAUUCGCAGCACCAGUGACCCCAAAGGCACUGGCAGCAGCAGUAACUUCCAUGGUGAGCCCACUUUAGGAGGCCUCAGGAGGGUUCGCACCAUCACUGAGCCCUCUAUAUUUUCUCCUGGUCAAGCGGAUGUCUUCAGUCCUGUAUUUACUGAUGGGCAUGUGCCAAAAAGCCCAAGCGUAAGUCUGGAGACCUCCUUUGUGGGCAGCAAGGCUUCGGACACCCAGGGCAGCACAUCCAGCAUUGGAGAGCCAGAGGUACGUCUACACAGAGCUGUGGAACGGGGUGGAGACGCCCAGCGAGAGCAUAUCAGUCGAGAAAGGUUGGCCGGCGAUGUCACCACUUCUGGGGGUGGGAGCCAAUUUAAAAGCCGCAGCCAGAGUUUCAACACUGACACAACCACCAGCGGCAUCAGCUCCAUGAGUUCCAGCCCAUCUCGAGAGACGGUUGGGGGUGUAGACUCUUCCACCAUCGACACGGACUGUGUUAGCCUCAAUACGGUCAUUAGCACUCAAACUAUCAAAACUCUUCAUGCUCUCACACCCCAGUCCAAUCAUCUGCCCCUGUCCAAAUCGAACUCAGUGCUCCUGAUGCCCCCUGGGUCCUCUCACACUCUGCCCCGAAGGGCUCAGUCCCUUAAAUCCCCAUCCGUUACAACCAUCUCAAGCCUGACAGACUGCAGCUUCAUGUACACAAGCCCACGGGAUGCACUGGGCUAUGCUACCCUCAAACGACUGCAACAGCAGCGCAUCCACGCCUCCCUCUCCCAUAGCGAGGCACUUGCCUCUCCGGCCAAAGAUGUUCUCUUUACUGAUGCCAUCACUAUGAAAACUGGCAGCCUGGACUCCAGACUCACGCCACGCAGGUAUACUAAAAAGCGCUUCAGAUGUCUGGGCCAAGGUUCAAGCAGGCUCCAUCGCAGAUCUCUGCUCCCACGGUUUAUCAAGGCUCUGAGUUUUGCUUCUUUGGAUAAAGAGGAUCUUCUAAGCCCCAUCAGUCAAACCUCCCUACAGCGCUCUUCUUCAGUGCGUUCCAUGGUGUCCAGUGCCACAUACGGCAACUCUGAUGAAUACAUUGGCCUUGCACUGCCAAUGGAUAUCAACAGCAUGUUCCAGAUUAAAGACAUACCAUACUUCCAGAAGAGGACGAGUCCACCAUCUGAAGACCGAUCUGCAAAGUUCUUCUCUGGGGAUGCUGAUGGUUCCAGUGAAGGCUCCAUGCAUUCUGUUUUGAGGUCUCAGUUGAGUAUUACAGAGCUGAUUGCGGUAAGCCGAACGGACCAGCAGCAGCUGCUGGGCAUGGAAGAGACCGGCCUGCAGGAGCACAGUGAUGAGAACUGCCUUUACUGUGCAGGGUUAUAUGUGCUCGGUUGCAAUUCAAACACUCCCACCCAAAGCCGCCCAGACUAUCCUGAUGCUCCAUACUCAGAAUGGUGCAAUCAGACUGUACACAACCUGGAAGUCAUGCCCCAGUCCAAGUUCUCGGGAGUGUCUGGCUGCAGCGACGCAGUCUCUCAGGGCUCUGGUGGCAGCACACGCAGCACUGAGCUUGUUCUUGGGGUGAAAAACAUUCCAGAGGAUGCUCCAGCUUGCCGGGUUCUCCUGAGGAAGGAGGUGCUUAGGCUGGUCAUCAACCUCAGCUCCUCAGUUGGAACUAAAGGGAAUGAAACUGGACUCCUCACAAUCAAGGAAAAGUUUCCCUAUGCGUUUGAUGACAUCUGUCUAUAUUCUGAAGUUUCCUACUUGCUGGCUAAUUGCAUGUUCAGACUGGCCUCGCGACGCUUCAUUCAGGAACUCUUCCAAGACGUUCAGUUCAUUCCGAUGUAUGAAGAGGCCGAGAGCAUUUUGUCUAUGCCAAAGAAGUUUACCACUCUAGAUCCUCCAUCACAGUUGUGAACUUCUAGAUGUUUUUCAGAAUAUUUUCUUCUCAUGAUACACCAAGCUACCAAUCCAUUUCCCUGGCCUGGCUGUGCACUUAAGAUGAUUACAUAAUAAGAGACUAGGGCUAUGGAACAGACAUGGGUGGAUCAAGAGCGGAAGAGCGGUACGUUAUAAGAACAAACUUUUCACAAAUGAACAAAUGCACUCUACAUAGAUGCUCUGUAGCCAUCUACAGUGGAUGCUGUAACCAAAUAAUCCUUUUGACUGACAGUUAUGAACUGUAGAGCAUUGAACAGAAAGUGAAACACAAAAUGAUUGGACUGAAUUACUGCAGAAAAUCAAUGAGUCAAUCCAAAUUGUAUUUACAAUGCAAGUGAGCAAAAUCAUUUAAGACAUUCAAGUUUUUUAAAUUUAUUAGGUCAGUUAAAUUUCUGCUUGGCUGUUAUUGUCCUAUUUAAAGGCCAAUGUGUCUGGUUGCAUGUAACAAAAUAUACCCUCGAUGCAGGAUCCUUCAACACUACAACAUUCCGGUUUGUUUGCCUUCUGGUUGGAAUUCUCUGUUACUAAUUCUGGUUGUUCAAGGAAUAUGAAGUGGCUAUUGCAACAAGAAUAAGCAAGCACUUCACUUUAGUCCUGAUGUGAUUGCAAUAUAAGACAAUCAUCACUAAGUAGUAAUAAUGAGAAACUGCCAAUCUUUUUGUAACUGACACACAAAAUGGGUCUUUUCUGCCUAUUCGAAUCAAUUCUUGUCAUAGGGCUUCAAACAUGAAACAGCAAAGAAGGAAGAAUUUGUGAGUAAAUCAUCCAUAAAACCAUUCUCAAUUGUCUCAGUUAUUUCAAAACGACAAUUUACGCAACAAUGGUUUUACAAAUGAAUUACACAGAAAUGCGGUCUGCUCAUGUUUCACAAAUGAGGCCUACAAACUGAAAGAUGCCAAUGCCCAAGUAAAUGUAUUCACAUGUACUUGGAGGUGUAGAUACACAAUCGAACAAUUAACUGACCUCUCAAUCAUUCAAAAAAGUAUCACAUUUAAACCAACAGUAGACAAGAUAUUUAUUUAUUUAUUUACUUAUUUAUUGUUUGGUCCAUACAGCUCCUAGAUCCCUUUUACUUAAGUUCCAGCUCAUUAGCCAGGGUUAAACUGUAGCUACAUUAUUUAUGUCUGACAGUCACUGUGCAGUACAUUGUCACCAUUGUCUACUGUCAAGUUAAUGAGAGUUAUCCAUACUGUAGGAAUAUUGCUUAAAGAAAGUCAUCUCCUUAAAGGAAUGUUCCAGGUUUAAUACAAGCUAAGCUCUAUUGACAGCAUUUGUAGCAUAAUAUUGAUUACCACAAAAAUUAAUUUAGUCUCGUCCUUCCUUUUCUUUAAAAAAAAAAAGAAAAAAUCUGGGUUACAGUAAGGCAUGUACAAUGGAAGUGAAUGGGGGCCAAUUUUUUUUUUAUUUUAAAAUACUGUUUCAAAAGAUUAACUACAAUACUUAAUAUGCAUGUUAACAUGAUUUUAGUAUGAUAAAAUCACUUACUAACCUUUUCUGUGUAAAGUUAUAGCCAUUUUACAUCUUCGUUGCCAUGACGAUGUAAUGUGAAUAAAACCUAAAAUCCUAAAAUGACUGUUUUAAAUUUAAAAGAUUUAAAAAACUGUACAGCUCAAAUAAUACAUGAGUUUUAACAGAAUCAUUAUUAUUAGUGCUUUUAUAAAAUUAUACGCUUCACAUUUCUGCCUUUAACCCCUCCAAACAUUGGCCUCAUUCAUUUCCAUUUUAAGUGCCUCACUUUUUUAAAGAAAAGGAGGGACGAAACGAAAUUACAUUUUGUGGUAAUCUACAUUAUGCCACUAAUGCUGUCGAUUGAGCUUAACUUGUAUUGAACCCGGAACAUUCCUUUACAUUAGAGAAGCAUUAAAAAUAUCAAUGAACCAGACUCACCCAACAUAUUGUUUAUGUUAGGUAAGAAAUUAUUUGAUAAGUCAAUAAGUCAUCAACGGUCAGUCUUGUUUUUACUUUGGAAUGUGGUUGGUGGAUUUUGAGCAGGAGAAUCAAGAGAAUUAAGGUUAAACUGACAAGAAAUGUUCAUCAUUGUUCUACAAUGACUGAUCCACAAUCCGUUGAUUAAAAUGACAUGUUGUGCUUAUAAAUUUGACUGGCAAACAGUCAACAAUUACCUACUAAGCUUUAUCAUCUUUAAUAUUUAUAUCGGCAAUUGUCGGUAUUGCACAUAGCCGUUCUGGUCUGAUGAGGUCUAAAAAUGUAUUUUCAACGUAGUUUGUUAACAUUGCAUAAAAACAUUAAAAAAAUGUUUAGAUCCCCAUUUUUAACUUUGAAUUUGAAGUUAAUAUCUGAAUUAUAUCUAUGCAAUGUGCCUGUUAAUUCUAUAUACAUAAUUGAAUUGUUAUUGAAGAUAUGAUGACCGAUGUGUUUUCUUGUUGGCUGGACCAUUUAUUUAGGCUAUUUAGGCAGCUUUAAUUACUUUACCUUAUUUGUAUUCGCUUUAAUCCUAUUAAACUUAAUGAAAUUGUCCUUUUUUCUUUUAUUUAUUAUAGAAACUAAUAAAUACUAAUAAUUACAAAUCAGGUUUAAACAUCCAUUACUUUUGUAUUGUGAAAGAUUAACUUAAAAGUCUGAAAUGGCCAGCAAUAAUAAUAGUAGUUUUUAUUGUAGCAAUUCAUUAAGGCUUCUGGGACAACUUUUAAGUGUAUGUGUAUUCUUAACCCUUAUCUGCAAAACAGUGGAUCAAAAUAGAAGGCUUUGAAAAGAUGGGAGCUGUCCAAAAGAUACAGAUUAAAUAUGGCGAUGUGCUGUGGGCUUAUAUGAUGCUGCAUAUGUUAAAGCGUAAGUUUUGGAUUAGGCUAUACUGUAUACUGGCUGGUGAAAUUAUUUCAAAAUUAAUUAAGCCAUUGAUAAAAGACUAUUUUUUUAACAAAAUAAAUAUGUGUUCUGAAACCUCCCCCUAAUAUUUUCUGAACUGUUCUUCGAUAAACAAUUUCAGAAACAAAGCGUGCUACUUAAAGCCCUCAAGUCAUUAUAUAAGAGUGUGGUGAAAUAAUUCCAGAAUGCCACAUGGUUCUUUGAGGGUCUUUUUGCCCAGUGUUAAAUCAUGUUAUAUUCUUGCUUCCUUUUUCUCCGACUGGGGGUUAUGUGUACCCCUCAGGAUGACUGGCAGCCAUUGUUUCAUUGUUUUUAAAAGAGAUUUCAAUUGUAAUGCUGGGAUUUUAAAUUGUAAUGCUGUUAAUAAAUGGGCUGGUGUAGAAACCCUUAUGUAGAAAUAAUGAAAGCAGCAAUUAUUACAAAAUACUAAAGAGUUGUAUUUGUGGACUAAGUUCCAAAUAUGGGGGAUUUGUUAUUUCCAUCACCAUUAAUGCUAAAUGAAAUAAAUAUAUUUUAAAUGUACAUUUGUUCAUUGUAAAAUGAAAACAAAUUGCACCUUUCAGUGAUUUUCUUUUUCUUUAAGUGCACUCAUAAGUUUGCAGAGCGCUGUAUUAAAUGUAAGCACCAUUUACUAUUGAAAUAGCAAAGACAGUUGCAAGAAGUGUUAUUUAUAUUUUUUCUAAAGGGAAAACAAAUCUUAAACAGUUGUACAUACUUCUGAUGUUUUCUUAAUUCUGAGCUUUCUUGUAUAAUUUAAUGUGGGCUGGCAUUAGCUAUGAGCCUUGAGAAACAAUCUAAUAAAAGGGAUGCAUCCUCAUUAAAAAUAAAUCUCAAUUUCCUUUACUCAAUUCUCUAGUGUUUACAGUCCAG
This is a messenger RNA of Myxocyprinus asiaticus (Chinese sucker), 9088 nucleotides long. Its product is annotated as rapamycin-insensitive companion of mTOR-like. Lineage: Eukaryota; Metazoa; Chordata; Actinopteri; Cypriniformes; Catostomidae. Gene Ontology annotation, molecular function: protein serine/threonine kinase activator activity. Gene Ontology annotation, cellular component: TORC2 complex. The transcript has 39 exons. Bases 140 to 5368 code for a protein of 1742 amino acids. Gene Ontology annotation, biological process: positive regulation of phosphatidylinositol 3-kinase/protein kinase B signal transduction; TORC2 signaling. The record is from RefSeq and is a predicted model, not a curated record.